Molecule: messenger RNA, 3924 nt
Organism: Oikopleura dioica
Lineage: Eukaryota; Metazoa; Chordata; Appendicularia; Copelata; Oikopleuridae
Source: the annotation of a GenBank genome assembly
AUGGAACUCGCCGCUAGAAAGCAAUUUCACUGCCGAGAAUGGCUCUUUUCACGAAUCGAAGAGCACAUAAACGCCGAUCCUGGCGAAAAGGGAAGAAGGGGAUUUCUCCUCUCUGGAAAUGCUGGCACAGGAAAGACUACUUUUCUGGCCGAGCUUUGCUCACCAAUCGCCUCCGCCAUCGUGGCCCACCACUUCGUCAGCCCCUUCCAGCCCAGAACGCGCAAGCUCUCAGUCUUCCUCAAGUCCGUCUCGAGCCAGCUCAAAACUAAAUUUGCUCCCCUCGGCGAGUUGCCAACCAGCGCCAAUGGCGACGUUCGAUCCAUUGCUAAUUCCUGGCAUUCAGCCCUUGCAGCGCUACCAACUCCUCCCCAGCGACAUUUAUUGGUGAUAGACGGGCUGGAAUUGUCGACAGAUAUCUUCAGCGUUGUGAGCAACUUGAACUUGCCAAGCUGGCUCUCGGUGGUGUACUCAGUGGCGAAGGGACACAAAAGAUCGCGCGAGAUGAUCAAGCUGCUUGACAAGCUGCUUCAAAAAGUAACUCUAGACGACAUUCGCAAAGACCCAGUUUGCAAAGACUCGCAACAGUACAUCCUCCGCCGCCUCGAGUCCAACCAGAAUCUUCGCAGCGCGGUGAAUCGAGACAAUGCCGAAUUUCUGAGCCAGUUGCACAUUAAAGCUUCCGGUUGCUUUCUGUACCUGGAAGUCGUUUUGGACGGCAUCGCUUCAGGUCUAGUUGGAUUGCGCCAAGUUCGAGACAUUCCAGGCACCCUGAGUGGCCUCUGGCUUUGGCUGAUUCAGCUGCUCUUCGCGAAAAAAGACUUUGGAAAAGUUCGCUCAAUGCUGGAAAUCCUCGCCGCAGCUGGCUCCCCAAUGAAUACGAAAACGCUGGCCGAGGCGGCGAAAAUGUUGAAACCGUCAACAGAAGAAGCGGACGUGGAAAAACGACUGGGCCUUUUGAAGCCGCUGAUUUAUAAAGACGCCUCUGGCUGGAUACCGAUUCAUUCCUCCUUUCUCGCCUGGUGCCAGGACGUCAAGUACUCUACCUCCAAGUUUCUGUGCGAUGUCACCAAGGGACAUUUGGCACUGAGCACUUAUUAUGCAGUUCAAUGCGCGCAAAUGAGAAACUCGCAAAAUUCAGAAGUAAAGGAGUCAGGAAAUUCGAAAUACAAGCGCCUGACGGAGCAACUGUUGGAUCACGUGCGCCACACGAAAUUCACGGAAGCAGAGUUGACCUUGCUGCUCGUCUCAGUGGGGGCAGAGCGCGAGGUCGUUAGAUUUAUGGACAUGUUGGCUGGCAACUCGCUGCAGGACUCGGAGUGCAGACUAACGACUCUUGCCACUCGUGGAGAGGAGGCCCAGAUCGUCCAGCUUCUCGAUUUAGGUUUCGAUGCAAACGGAACGCAAAAAGACGCAGAGCCGACGCUGGUGCCGCUGGUCGCAGCGGGCAAAUUCGGAAGCAAGAAAAUGGUUGAACAUUUGAUCAACAACGGCGCCGACCCGCUGCGAUGCGAGUUCCCAGCCAAGCAAAAUUUCUUUCAAUCAGCAGCUCAGCAUGGACACAUUGAGAUAAUCGAGUGGGCAAGGACGAAUUUCAAAGUAGAAACGCUCGUCAAGUUGCUCAAGGCGAAAGACGUUGAAGGUCGCUCUGCGCUGCGGCUGGCCUGUUGGCAAGGUGAGCUCGAGGUCGUCUCGCUGCUAGCCACGAUGUCAGCGACGGCGGGACUCUCGCUCGAUGAAGUGGACAUCGAAGGACGAUCCUGUCUCUUCGCGGCGACAUACACUCAGACCGUCGACGUCGUCAACUGCCUUUUGGAAAACAAGUGCGAUCCGAACCUGGCCGAUCGGGAGUCGAGAACGCCGCUGUCGAUCGCAGCGCUUCAGAACCAGCCAGAGCUCUGCAAAAUGCUCCUGGCGGCCGGGGCAGACGUCAAUUUACCCGACAUGGAUGGAUUAACCGCGCUCCACGUCGCUUGCUACGAAUGUCACGAAAACAUCGUCGAAAUCCUGCUCGACGCAAAAGCCAGCGUCGACAAACAAGACAACUCGGGACUCUCGGUUCUCAUGUCCGCAGUAAUUACUGGAAACGAAAGUAUUGUCAAGCGAGUGUUGGCAGCGGGCGCGAGUUUAAGCCUCCUCGACGGCGACUGCAGAACCGUUCUCAGUCUGGCCGCGCAGCAGGGGCACGUCAACUUGGUCAAAAUGUUUUUGGAAAAGGGACUGGACGAGUCGCACUCGGACAACAUCGGCUGGACGCCGCUGCACUUGGUCGCGGCGGAGAACCACGUCAAGUGCUGCGAAGCUCUGCUAGAAUUCCGAACGAAUCCGGACCAGCGAGACAACGACGGACGAACGCCGCUGAUCGUCGCGGCGAUGGAAGGCCACACGGAAAUCAUGAAAUCGCUGCUCGACGCGGGAGCAGACCCAGACAUCCAAAGCUACGAAGGUUUCAGCGCGCUGCGCUUCGCGACGCUGGACAAUCAACUCGAAUCACUCAACAUCCUCGUCGACGCAAUGGCGGACGUGGACAGCAUCGAUCCAGAUGGAAGGUCGAUUUUGUACUCGUGCGUCUUGGAUCAAAACGAAAAAAUGGCCAAAGAGAUUUUGCGGCAGGGAGCGGAUCCUGAAUCGCAGGAUAUGGAGGGACGACGGCCGAUCCACGUGGCCGCCUGGCAAGGGAUGACUUCGAUCGUGAAAAUGCUGAUCGAACACGGUGCGGAUCCGAACUCGAUCGACGCGGAAGGAAGGACAGCGAUGCAAAACGCUUCUUGGCAAAAUCACGUGAGCGUUGUCGAGCUACUCGUCGCCAAAGGAGCCGCGAUCGAUCAAUUCUGUCACCAAGGGGCAACUCCGCUCUGCGUCGCCGCCCAAGAAGGACACAUCGAGACUUGCGAGGCGUUGAUCCGUCUUGGCGCGGAUCCGCACCAGCCGGACAAUUGCGGACGAACGCCACUGCGCGUCGCGGAAAAAGCUGGUCACACGGCCCUGCUGAAAAUUCUCAAAUCCGUUCAGUCGCAAUUUUCGCCGAUUGUUCCGAUCAAACCAGUCGAGCAUUCGGCCUUCAGCAAAUCGAAUCAGGCUGGCUCGUCGAUCAACUCGGGAAAGAUCUCGCAGGCGGAGUCGUCCGGCUUCGUUUCCGAUCAAAACCAAGAAAUCAUCAAUUCGCCGAGAAACAAAAAGAAACAAUCCGUGCUGCAGAAGAAGCUGAACGCGGCUCAAUACGAUAUGACGAACAGAACGGAGUCCGAAUGCGAAUACAACUUCGCCGACGAGAUCAAAUCACUUACACUUCCAAAAUCAUUCAGAAGAUCGACAAUGAAAUUAAACGAGCUAGACACUGGCGAAAGUACGAGAAAGCCGACGAAAACGAAGAAUAACUUGAUAAAAGUCAUCACAGAAGAUAAUAGCAAAAAUUCCGAGAAAAGUUCAAUUUCACUCAAUUCCAGUCACGCAUCUAAAGUUUCGAAUUCAAAUCUGAGCAGCUCUUUCCAAAACGGCAGUAUCAAUCAAAGCGCAAAUUCAAUAACGUCGUCGAAUUGCACGACUCCGGCGAAAAGCUCCGAAAGCGGGGCGAAGAUGAGGCGAUCGAAUUCGAUGAAAGGGCGCAUUUCGCAACUUUCGAAAAGAGUUUCGAAAAUCAGUUUAAACUUCAAAGCGGACAAGUCGACGAAUUCGGACGAUUUGAGCGAAGAUGUGCUUAGUUUCAAGCGGUGUACUGACAAGGCGCGGAUUAACCUUGCUCCGGCAGUCAAUCCGCAUCAGCUCUCGACAAACAAGACACCGAUCACAGAGAAGCUACCGGCUUACAUGAUCCCAAGCGGGAACGAAGCUCAAGAAACGAUGGAAUUCGAAUGCGACAAACGCACGGCAGCGCGCCUCCACGUCGACCAGAUGAUCAGCCAGUCUCUGAGAAGAGCGAAAAGAUGA